AUGGUGAAAGCAGUGACAUUGCUGAGCAUGUGUGUUGAAACUCUUGGUACAAGUGAGAUGACCAACACGGUGGAGAACGAGAUCCAGCAGGAGGCCAUGACAUGGCUUGGUUGGUGGGAGAUGGACUAUAAGUCCACUCUACGUGUUUUUUUUUUGAACUUCACCUUUCUCUUUACAGGGAUACUUGCUGGAACACUUUUGAAAGAGCGCAUGAUCACGUGGUGGAACAAGUUGAAAGAACUAGAAGAUGAGAUGCAGAGGAAGAGGCGCGACAUGCACCAAAGAGCUCUGGCAGAACUACAUGCAAGAGACUAUGUCCGACAGACAACGCAGAUGCUUGAGAUGUACAAAGGACAUGUGAGUGAUGACCAAGUUCAACCACCGCAGCUUGAACCCCUUCGAGUCAACAGAGUUCAAGCAGCCUAUGACCGCUUCUUGAUAGCUCGAAGCGAGACACGCGUGCGAGAAAGGAAUCCACCAGAACAUGAUCAACAAGGAGUUGAUGGAGAUGGUGACGUGCACAUGAGCACUGAAGAGGAGAACAUUACAAUCUACGAUUGGUCUCCCACUCAAGGACGAAUGGUGAACUACAGGAUCCUUGAGAACUCCAGUGACGCUUCAAGUGGAGAGAGCUACUUCCAGAGGACAAGAGAUGGAAGCAGCUAUGCACGCCGCUACAGGCCUACAAGUUCAGAAAGAGAAGGUGGUAUGACAAACAGUGAUCCUGAAGAUCGACCAGCAAGGAGGAGCAGCCCUGAGCCACAGGAAGAACCUGUGGACCCUGUUCCCAACAGGUUUGAGGAUUGGGGUUACCUCUACACCUUGAUCCCGCAGAUUGAGAAGAUCCGAUAUUUGUCCAAGCAGUUCCUGCAACUUUUGGCCGCAAAGCACAACCCCAAUGAACCAGGACUGCAGUUCGACUACGCCUUGAUGUAUGACAUCUACGACAAAAAUUAA
Durusdinium trenchii is the source of this 957-nucleotide messenger RNA. Lineage: Eukaryota; Dinophyceae; Suessiales; Symbiodiniaceae. The record is from the annotation of a GenBank genome assembly.